Molecule: messenger RNA, 570 nt
Organism: Pyrenophora tritici-repentis Pt-1C-BFP
Lineage: Eukaryota; Fungi; Ascomycota; Dothideomycetes; Pleosporales; Pleosporaceae
Source: RefSeq, a predicted model, not a curated record
AUGGCCAACCGCGCAGAUGCUUUAGUAACAGCCUCGCGACUCAUCGUCGCCGUACGCGACACUGCGAUCUCCACAGCCUUGGGUGUAGCCACCGUCGGCGUGAUAAAUAGUGAUACUUCAUCCCAAGCUACUAUACCCGCAGGCGUCACUUUCACUAUCGAUAUCCGCUGUGACACCGACGCCCUCGUUGAUGAUCUAUCAACUGCAAUUUUCUCGGCUUUCGACAAAGUCGUUGCACAGGAGGCGAAUGCGACGAGCUACCAUGUCCAGCGUACGUGGGGACUCCCAGAAUCCAAGUUCCAUGAGAAUUGUAUUGAGGCGGUGAGGACGGCGGCGGUGCGCAAUGUGGGUGAGGAAGGCGUGUUGGAGAUGAAGAGUAGGGCGGGACAUGACAGUGCGUGGACGAGUCGGGUUUGCCCGACGAGUAUGAUUUUUGUGCAGAGUAAGGGGGGUGUUAGUCAUAAUCCAGAGGAGUAUACGAGUCCCGAGCAUUGUGCGUUGGGGGCGCAGGUCUUGUUGGAUGCAGUGUUGUGGUACGAUAGCAAGGUUGCUAGUGGUGAGUUUGAAUAA